Molecule: messenger RNA, 1218 nt
Organism: Macadamia integrifolia
Lineage: Eukaryota; Viridiplantae; Streptophyta; Magnoliopsida; Proteales; Proteaceae
Product: probable polygalacturonase At3g15720
Exons: 8
Coding region: 1-1218 (405 amino acids)
Biological process (GO): carbohydrate metabolic process
Molecular function (GO): polygalacturonase activity
Source: RefSeq, a predicted model, not a curated record
AUGCAGGAUCUUAUAUCCCUCAUCUUGCUCUUCUACAAGGCUUCAACAAUUUGGAAUAUUGGAUCAGAUGUUGGAAAAACAGAUCCAACUAUUGUGAACCCAACUUUUAAUGUGUUAGAUUACAAGGCCAUUGGAGAUGGAAUCAAAGAUGAUUCAAAUGCUUUCAUGGAAGCAUGGGAAGCUGUGUGCAGGGUUGAUACUUCAGCCACACCCACCCUUAUCAUACCCUCUGGGAAGACAUUCUUAUUAAAGCCCAUAGAGUUCCAUGGUCCCUGCAAUGCCUCUAACAUUUAUGUUCAGGUUUUGGGUAAUAUUGUCGCACCAAAUGAUAUAUCAGAAUACAUUAAGGAUGAUGAAAUAGAUGAUAAAUGGCUUGGAUUUUCCAAUAUUACUGGGCUUGUCAUCGAUGGAUUUGGAUUGAUUAAUGGCCAAGGUUCAAUUUGGUGGGCACCAAAUACGUGCAAAAAUGCUAAGGCACUAAGAUUUCAUAAGUGUAAUGGGCUUCGGCUAAGUGGGCUUAGACAUGUGAACAGCCAAAAAAACCAUAUCUCAAUUUUCCAGUGCAACGAUGUAAUCAUCUCGGGCCUCCAUAUUACUGCUCCAGAAGAAAGCCCAAACACCGAUGGCAUCGAUAUAUCCCAGUCAUCCCACAUUCAAAUAAAGGACUCUUUCAUUGGAACAGGUGAUGAUUGUGUUGCCAUUAAUGGUGGAUCCUCCUUUAUCAACAUCACAAAUAUUACAUGUGGGCCAGGCCAUGGCAUAAGUGUGGGAAGCUUAGGAGCAGAUGGAAACAAUGAAUCUGUGGAAGGAGUAAAUGUACAAAAUUGCAAUUUCAGUAGAACCACAAAUGGGCUAAGGAUCAAGACAUGGCAGGGGGGAUCUGGUUUUGCUAGGAAUAUCUCUUUCCAGCAAAUCAAUCUAAAAGCUGUAGCAAACCCAAUUAUCAUUGACCAAUUCUACUGUAAUUCAGGUCAUGGCUGCAAAAUUCAAGCGUCGGCGGUUAAGGUGAGCAAUGUGACAUUCAAAGGAGUGCAGGGGACUUCAAUUACAGAUAAAGCUAUUCAGUUGAGUUGCAGUAAGACUGUUGGAUGCUCAGAUAUUUUACUCAACCAGAUCAAUAUUACAUCAACAGUUGGAGGAAAGAAAACCAACUCAUCUUGCUCAAAUGCACAGGGAAAAUGCAUCAACUGUUAUCCACCUGUAACUUGCCUUGAAUAA